CACAGCAGCAGCAGCAGCAGUAGUGCUUGAGUUCAGGUCAGGAUGCCGAGCACUGGAAACAUUCAGAAAGUCACACGCCUCUCCUAGUCGGCAUAACCGACUACAGACAUUCCUCAUUACAGGAGGAACAGCUUAACUCUGGAUCUGGAGCUUUGUCCUCAUUUUUAAGUGGAGUAAGAUACGUAAGACUUUGACAAGAGUUGGAUCAAAUCUGAGGACAUUCAGAAGUGCGAUUACGUUACCUCAGACUCCAUCACUCCACCAAGAAGAGAAAUGAUGCUCACGAUCAAGUGAAAUGAUGUAUUUGUUUAUCAUGCUUACGCUUCUUGUGAAUUUCAUUUCUGUUUCACAAGGUCUUGCUGCUCUGAGUCCUUCUGAUGGCAGGGAUGGUGUUUAUGAAGACCUGAAGUGGAAGUCUCUGCUAUGUUGUGAGCUGCCCUUUGCUCAGACAGUUGACAGUGGUCUUUCAGAACACCAACCUGUAGAACAGUGUCAGCUGCUAAAUGCUACAAAACUGGAAUCCUCUGGUAAAUCACUUGCCCUUUCUGGAAACUGUUUGGACAUCCUGUGCUGGCUUGAAGGUGAACGGACAAAUUUGAUUUGCAAUGCAAAGAGCCACAGAGCAGCAGCUACUGCUAGUCUGUUCACUGUUAGUCCUCAACAAAUAGUUCUACAGAUGGAUAUACUUUCAGACAAAAACCAUACUGCUCAUUGUGCCGGGGAAGAUACUGCCAUGUGCUCCAUUUCUCUUCAUGGCAAUGACGCAACUGUCUUGUUGACCAUCAGAAUAUCUGCGAAUGGGACUACCGCACUGUUACCGAAGAUGCAAAUCAGUUCAUAUCAUCUAAGAAGACCAGACCCACCUGUCAAUCUGCAUUACAAUGUGACGACAGAAGGUGAAGUAAUUUUCAGAUGGAGCAGCACACAACCUGACAGUAAUGCCAUAAACUAUGAGAUCCGAUACUCUUCCAAUUCCUCGCUUCAGCAGUGGGAGGUGGUGAAGGUCAGAGGUCGUUCAUGGGUGCCUCUGAAUGAGCUCAGUUCUGGGAUCAGAUACACAGUCCAAGUGCGCUGCCAAAACAACUUCAACUACUGGAGUGAAUGGAGCCAACCUUUCUAUUUCACACUAGAUGUCAGUUACAUCCCUGCUGAAGUCUUCACGACACCCGGGUCAGAAGUAACAGUUUAUGCCGUCUUCCACAACCGCAGCUGGAGUGCGAGUAAAGCUGUGUGGAUGCUGAACGGGCAGGUGAAGAUUCCGGAAAGCCAGUACAGUGUAAUCAACGAUCAGGUUAGCGCCGUCACUAUGAAAGUAGACGAACCAGGGUUUGAUACUCUGAUGUGCUGCCACCAGUGGGGAGAGAGGUUCAAAUGCAUCAUCGCCUAUGCCAAAAUAUACACAGAAGGGAUGUUUAAUGCAGAUAUUACCUGCCAGAGCAAGAAUUCAGAGGUGGACACCAUGAGCUGUGAGUGGAAUAAAAGUGCUUGGGCACAGGUCAGACUCCUUUACAGACAAUAUACAUCAAUGUGUGAGACCAUAUCAGAGAUGGAGGGCACUGAAGAAGCUGAAGAAAACAUGUCUUUGGUGAAGGAGUGCCCAUCUGGAGCAGGAGACCACAGAGAAUGCACUUUAAGCAACCUUAGCCUGUUCUCUUGCUACAAAAUCUGGUUGGAAGUGGAAGGAGGGCGUGGCAAAGUGAGAUCGUUUCCUGUCUAUGUUGCACCAAUUGACUAUGUGAAACCAUCUCCUCCCUCAGUCCUUGAAGCGAUCACUUUGCCAAACAAAACCUUGAGCGUAAAGUGGGGGCGUCCCCAUUUACCUGUAUACGACAUGCAGUACGAGCUGCGCUUUGUGACUUUGCGUGGGAUGGCAAAUACGCAAUGGAAGGUCAUCGGUUCUCUACUGGAACCACAGGCAGAGGUUCCGCUUGAAGAUUCCUGUGUUCAGUUUAAAGUAGAAGUUCGCUGUAGAAGACUGAAUGGCUCUGGAUACUGGAGUGACUGGAGCAGGAGUCACACUUCGAUUGUUUAUAACAGGAAAGCGCCAGAGAUGGGACCAGACUUCUGGCGCAUUAUACAAGAGGAUCCUGUUAGGAGUGUGACAAAUGUCACACUGAUCUUUAAGCAGCCUGUUCUAGCAGGAGAUCCAUAUAGUUGUGUGGAGGGUCUCGUGAUUAAACACCAGGCCUCAGGGGGAGCCGUGUGGUCAAAUGAAACAACCUUGACUCAGUUUCACUCAUUCCAGUGGAGGAAGGAAGCACACACAGUCACCGUAAUGUCUCGCAACACUUUGGGCAUCUCUACACGGAAUAGCAACAUGACGCUUUUACAUCAACCCAAACGACGAUGUGUACGUUUAUUCAGCGGAGUUGCAAAUGCCAGCUGUGUGCAUCUCUCCUGGAGCCUGUUAUCUGAUCAACCGGUGCCUCAGUCAUUUGUCAUUGAAUGGAUAGACCUGAACAAAGACCCUGAACAAGACGUGUCUCUAACUGAGAGGCUACAGUGGGUCAGAGUUCACUCCGCAUCAAGGGAUCUCUCUCUUUGCCGUCGUUUUUAUGGCUCAGAGGAGUUCACAUUGUACCCAGUGUUUGCGGAUGGUGAGGGGGAGCCGGUUCGAUACACAGCUACUAGGAGUGACCCUGCAGCAUACAUACUGCUACUGAUCAUUGCGUUCCUGUCAGUGGUGCUGUUUGUCACACUUGUGAUGUCACAAAACCAGAUGAGAAAACUCGUAUGGAAGGAUGUUCCAAAUCCCAACAAAUGCUCCUGGGCCAAAGGAAUGGACUUCAGGCAGAUUGACACCAUGGAGAACCUGUUCCCUCACUCGGAGGGUCUCACUGCCUGUCCUCUGCUGCUGGUCUCUGAGAGCAUCUGUGAGGUGGAAAUCAUCGAGAAAUGUCAUCCUCUCAUGCUUGAACAUGAAAAAGACAAUGAAGUACUCAUUUAUAACUCUGGAAACAAGGCAAACACCGACUCUGCCUGUCUGGGAGACUCCUCGGAACCUUUAUCACUGCAGGCUUCCACUGCCGCUGCUACCCCAGAAACAUCAGGCCAGUCCUCAGUGACAUACUCAACCGUUCUCCUCUCCGAUCAGCCCACUCUCCUUCGAAAGCAGCAGGAAAGUCUGAGCAGCUCCAGUGAUGAAGGCAACUUUUCUGCCAACAACUCAGACAUUUCUGGCUCCUUCCCUGGAGGACUCUGGGACCUGGACAACCAUGUGUGCUCUGACAGUACCAAUCCUCGCCAUUCCAGCUCCUAUAACUCCGUGGAAGAGUUCUCGGAAACAUCAGAACAAGAUUAUGAAGCAUCGGAAAGCACUGGUGUAGCCAAAGACCUCUACUACCUCGAGAUGAAUGAGGAGGAGAAGCAGGAAGAAGAUGAGGAUAUUAAGGAAGCACAGGAUGGACAGGAUAAGAAUGAAAUAGUUAUGAGGGUGGACGCCAGGCCUCUUCUGGAAGGCAAAAAUUCCACAGUCGUCAAUUCCAAUAAUGUAUCUCGCAGCAUUCCGCUUUAUCUGCCUCAGUUUCAAACUGAAUGCAUUAAUCCGCCCUGAAAUAAUGAGAAUAGCACCACCUGGUGGUAAUGUGUGAUAAUGUUAUUCUUCACUGGAUGAAAGUCCAUAAAAUGCCUCAGUUACUUGAGCUGCAGGAUUUGGGAAAAAAAUCUAAUUGCAUUUUUUUUUUCCCCUGAUAAAAAUAAAAAUCACAUUUUUGACUGCUAUUAAAAGGUCUGGUUUCACAGACAGGGCUUAGAUUAAGCCAGGAUUAGGCCUUAGUUCAAAUUUAAGUAGCUUUUAUAAACGUGAUUGGUGUGCAUCUUGAGACAAAACAAUGACACUGACAUAUUUUAAGAUGUGUUAGUGCAAGUUGCUUUCGGUUAAAACAACUCAAACAUGCAUUUUAGUCUGGGACUAGACUUAAGCCUCGUCUGUGAAACCGGGGGAAAACGUUUUUUCUUUUUUUUUUUUAAGCUCCAGGCUGCACGAUUUGGAGAAGAAAAUCCAUCUGCGAUUUUUCUGAUAAAAUUAAAGCUUGAAGUUUUUUGGCUAAAAAAAUGUGAUUAUACAGUAUGACUAUAAAAUACAAUAUUACUAUAAAAUUGUACUUCUUAUUAACAUUUUUAUUAAGAUUAUUAUUAUAAAUGAAAAAAAUUAAACUAAAUAAAAAAUAAUUAAUGCUAUUGCAAUAUUUCACUGUAAAAUAAAAAGUAUUUAAGAAAGAAUAAAUAUAAUGAUAAUAAUAAUUUUAUUUUACAGUACAACUGUGAAAUUACAUUUCUAAUAUUAAUGGCUGUCUUAAUUUCUUCAUUUUUAAAAAUUAAACCAUCAACUACUGGGAAAACUGCACAGAGCCCUUAAAGUUUCUCUUUUGUUGACAACAGUUGGCUUCUCAUUACAAAUUUGAGAAGAUGGUUGGCAUGCUGCGUUUUUACGCAAUACAUGUUAUAAGAAAACCAAACACAGAGCAAAUGCAGAGAUUGUAUGGAGCAGCAUUUACUGAAACACAGUGAAACCAUCAGAUCAUGAGCUGCUUGUGUGUAAAAGAACACAGUGUGGCGCUUCACUCUGAAACAUGCAGUGCAUAUAUUUAUUUAAUUAAAUCGCAGCCUUUUAGAUUUGAUAAUCCCACUAAGCCAUAUUGCGAUUUUGGUUUUAUUUCCAUUAAUCGUGUAGCCCUACUUUCCACCCUCAACCUAUUUCCACCAAAAUCUUGAGUAAAACAACCAAAACAUUAUCAGUUUUCACCUCCUACCAGCUGAGUGUUUCAGAUGAUUCACUUCUAAUAUACAUUUUAAGGUUUACAGCCAGAUUUCCCAAGCUCAGUUGAUAAGGGCAUCCAAGCACAGUUUAUUCUCUGAAUGUCUCUGAUGGGUUGAUGAUCAGCCUGUCAUUGCAGGAACUCGCUGCUUUCCACCUUCGUCACACCGAACAUUUUGUAAGUGUUUGAAGGCUGAAGUAAAAUCAUAUAAAGACCACAUUAACUGGAAUGAAGUGCUUUAGAAGGAAGAGACUGAAGAAGGGACUUAACUUACUCUCUCUUAGUGUGGUGGUCACAGUCGCAGUCACGCUUUAGUGGCUGCUUGUGCAUUUCAGGUGCUUCAUUAAGUCCAGCUUAUAAGUGAAGAGACUUUUAAAGAGCCAUCCAUCUGAAUAUCAGCUUUGUGAAGAAAUAGCUUCUCAUGUCUGCAUUUACAUUGGGCUUAUUCAUUCAAUAUGAAUGUAUAUUUUGUUAGUGAGGUCUGUGUUCUUUGGAAACUCAAAUAUUUUGAGUCUACAAAAUGUCAUCUAAUUAAAGUGUAUGGUCGUUUUUGAUGAAAUGAGGGUUGAAUGCAACUCAAUGAAUAAAACUGGUUAAAUAUAUGUCAAUCAGUAAGAAUGUGUGUACAGUAUACACGUAUUUCUUGUCUAUUUUUCUGGUCAGAAUAAACUAUUUAUUGCA
Ctenopharyngodon idella (grass carp) is the source of this 5438-nucleotide messenger RNA. It is a transcript of the gene lepr, whose product is annotated as leptin receptor. Lineage: Eukaryota; Metazoa; Chordata; Actinopteri; Cypriniformes; Xenocyprididae. Bases 296 to 3553 code for a protein of 1085 amino acids. Gene Ontology annotation, molecular function: protein binding; cytokine receptor activity. The transcript is spliced from 20 exons. Gene Ontology annotation, biological process: cytokine-mediated signaling pathway. The record is from RefSeq and is a predicted model, not a curated record. Gene Ontology annotation, cellular component: external side of plasma membrane.